AAAAGAUUCGCCGUUAUUAUGCCGUCUAAAGGCGUGAAAUGCUUUGCCUAUAUCGCCGUCGGUGGCAUCGAAAUUGAGUUCUCGGUGCCAAAGCAAAGCGUCAAAAGAAACAGUCCACACCAAUUCACAACUGACCACCUGGAAGUCGACCUCAAAAACCUGGGCCGCUUCAAAUUUGCUGGAAAUUUUGCGUUCGUCGUGCGGCGCGACGGUCGAGAAUUGACCAAGCAAUCAGUCAACGUGAAUGUCCUGACCGGGCGUCUCGAGAGCGGGACCAUGAUCACCAUGGACCAGACCCCAAGUGUACUUGUGGAGGAUGUGAUUAUAUGUUACGGAUUCUACGAUGCUGGGCCGGGCGUCGCGGAGCUGCCAAAACAACACCAGUGUUAUGUGACAGUGACGAAGAAUUCACACGAUAUUGGCAUGAACAGUAUGCAAACCAGUCUCGAGCUACUGAAGAACGCUGGGACAGGCAUCAUCAAGGAGAUUUUGGGGAAGAGCUUACCAGCUCCGCUCGAAGUCUUGAACAAGGUGUCUAAUGGAGCGAUAAAUCGCAUCGCGCCAAACAUUAUCCGCGCCCUGGCCGUUACGCAGAAAGACACCUUAGCCACGAUCCUCAAAAUCGGAGCGAGAUACUUUGAAUUUAGACCCGCCAAAUGCCAUCGCGAGAUUCAGAAAGUCAGCCCACUGGCAGACACAUGGUAUUUCCAACACGGCGCGAUCCCAGGGAUGUCCUACAAACAGUUCCUCUCCGACAUCAUCCAGUUCCUGCAAGACCACAGCGAUGAGAUCGUCGUUGUGCAAAACCGAUGGGACGGUGUGCCUCAAGAUUGUCCAAAGCCCAACGACGAUGAUCUGAGAAACAUCUUGAAUGAUGUACUCAAAGACAAAGAAAUUCAGGUCGGCAACCAGGACGACAUGAUGCGGAAGAGUAUCCGAGAUCUUCGCGCCGAGAAGAAAAGACUUAUCGUCCUGCGCGACGUGAAUCAGGUCUCCAACUACGAUGACGCGGCAAACGCUACACUGACUGGCGACUCCAUGGUUGUCAAGUUGAACGAUAUGUCGCAGCAUCCUCCGCAGGGCCAUCCGAUCACACUUCUGCAAUGCCAGGCGACCGCGACGAAUAUCCGAGACGUUAUCGUGGCGAGCGUGCUUGAUUCGGAUGUCAGUACUAGUCCAAUAUUGGCGACGAAGCCAGUGUGCGACAGCAAGAUUUUGCCACUGUUAAGUGGUGAUACGGGGAAGAACUUGGUGAAGGAGGAGAGUGUCGUUGUGUUAUUGAACGACUUCUUCGAUGGAGCGACAGCAGAUGUAGCUAUUAAUCUCUGUAGAGAUAGGUUGGGAUGAUGUCAGAAUAUAUCUGGCUGAGUCUCAAUCACUCGAACAUGGCGCUCUUGUUCCAGUGAACGCCAGUAUUACAUCUGUUCGUUGUGACCAUACCAAAGCUGAAUUUCAUCGGGGCAAUAAAUCUCGAUCGAUGACCUGCGGCACCCUCUCAGUUUUCUGCACAGCCUUACGACAUCGUAUAGUAGUGAAAAAGUUUUGCAAAGGGGGAUUGCAGGCCAUAAAGGCCUGCUGGAAUGGUUUCAACGUGUUGUUCACGCGAGUCCUUCCUCUAGCAUGCACCAUAUAGCUACUCCUGCAAGCCUUCCUGCGUGCCAGUAUAAUACACCUUCCAUGCAUAUGAUACAUAUACGAUACAGUACACGCAGCCCUCACUUGAUCUUCUUGUUCUUCAACUUGAUCGUCUCCCCGUUUACGAAGAUACCCUUGCCCUUGUAUGGCUCCGGCUUCCUCCAUUUUUUUAUGUUGGCUGCAAACUGCAUAACCACCUCUU
This is a messenger RNA of Dothidotthia symphoricarpi CBS 119687, 1837 nucleotides long. RefSeq lists its product as uncharacterized. Gene Ontology annotation, molecular function: phosphoric diester hydrolase activity. Lineage: Eukaryota; Fungi; Ascomycota; Dothideomycetes; Pleosporales; Dothidotthiaceae. The record is from RefSeq and is a predicted model, not a curated record. Gene Ontology annotation, biological process: lipid metabolic process. The coding region runs from base 19 to 1347 and encodes 442 amino acids. The transcript is spliced from 2 exons.